Cajanus cajan (pigeon pea) is the source of this 1499-nucleotide messenger RNA. RefSeq names its product (R,S)-reticuline 7-O-methyltransferase. Gene Ontology annotation, molecular function: O-methyltransferase activity; protein dimerization activity. NCBI's taxonomy places the organism in Eukaryota, Viridiplantae, Streptophyta, Magnoliopsida, Fabales, Fabaceae. The record is from RefSeq and is a predicted model, not a curated record.
UCAUUUCGAAGCCAUUUCAACUCCGAAGUCAAUAACUGGAAGCCUUUGUUGUAAGUAAAAGAAAGGCUUCCUUCAGUGAGCACGCAGUUGUCUUUGAAUAGAAUUCCACACAACAUGGAGACUGUUCUUUCCACUCUCUCCCCACCUUUGGAAUUCAAGGGUUUGAGCGAGGAGGAGCAAGACGCAUUGCUUGGACAAGUUGAAAUAUGGAGGUACAUGACAUGCUUCACAGACUCUGUGGCCUUAAAAGCUGUCAUAGAGCUGCGCAUAGCUGACAUAAUAGACCGCUAUGGUAAACCACUAUCAUUGUCUCAAAUUGUGGAGAACAUCGAAGAUGCACCCUCCCCGGAUGCCUCUUUGUUGCUAAGAGUGUUGAGAGUGAUGGUGCGAAGAAAGAUCUUCAGUGCAGAACAAUCAGAAACUGGAGAAACCCUCUAUGGCUUGACACGUGCUUCCAAAUGGAUCCUACGUGACACAAAGAUGACCUUGGCACCCAUGUUGCUGCUAGAGAACCACCCCAUUCACCUCAACCCUACCCACUACAUCAGUGAGAUCAUCAGAGAAGGGACCAAAAAUGGCACUGCCUUCUUCAGGUUUCAUGGUCAUGAGCAAUUUGAUAUGACGGGUUUGGAUCCAGAAUACAACAAGUUGUUCAAUGAGGGCAUGGUGUGCACGGCUAGGGUUGUGUCCAAGGCUGUCAUCAGUGGCUACAAAGAUGGGUUCAACAAGAUUAAGUCCUUGGUUGAUGUGGGAGGAGGCAUUGGAGGCUCUCUCUCCGAGAUUGUUAGGGCUUACCCUCACAUCAAUGCCAUCAACUUUGACUUGCCUCAUGUGGUUGCCACUGCUCCCAAGUAUGAUGGAAUCACCCAUGUUGGUGGAGACAUGUUUGUGUCCAUUCCCAGUGCUGAUGCUAUUUACAUGAAGUGGAUCCUGCAUGACUGGAGCGACGAGCACUGCGUGAAGAUAUUGAAAAACUGCAGGAAGGCAAUACCAGAGAAGACCGGAAAAGUGAUCAUUGUGGAUCACGUGCUGCGACCUGAAGGGAACGAACUCUUCACCGACGUUGGCAUUGCAUUUGACAUGAUGCUUCUCGCUCACAACGCUGGUGGCAAAGAGAGGACCGAGGAGAAUUGGAAGUGGCUAUUCAAGGAAACAGGAUUCGCACGUUACAACAUCAUCAAGAUCAACGCUCUCCCAUCCAUCAUUGAGGCUUUUCCAAUUUAAUCUGAUCAAACCACUGCAUGUGGUUCAUGUUGUGUUAUAAUUAUUGCUCUUGUUAUUAUUAACAGCAAUAUGUUCUUUGUGUUUUGUGGCUUUUCUAGCCACUCUCUAGUCUCUACUCUCUAGGCAACCCCUUUGGUGUCUUACUUUAAAUAAAAUGCCCACCAUCACCUACGGUUCAUGGGCUGUAUAAGUUCCAUCAAGUGAGUGGUGUGUCACGUGUGGUUGUGAAGAAUCUAUUGCUGUUAAUGAAUUACAUCAUUAGUGUGCAUGUGCAA